CUUCUCUGGGUCUAAAUUAACCAAAAUGUAAAAUGGGGAUAAUAGAAUCUAUUUCUUCCCUACCUCUUCGGAUAGGUAUGGGGAUUAAAUAACAGAUGCUUCUCAAUUUACUGUAGGGCUUUCAAUCUUAAUAAACGCAUCAUAAACUUGACAAUAUCCUAGGUCAAAAAUGGUAUUUAAUAUACCUAACAUGCACAAUAGCUCAGCAUCCAGUAUGUUCAGAGUGUCAGUUGUUUAAUCUGAUUGCAUGUCUGAUUUGUAACUGCAGCUCACUACCACUGCCCAAUGUGACAAAAGUAUUGCACCAUAUAUUUACUGGCCCACAUAUCCACUAACUGGGAAAGGAUCAAAAUUCAAAGUCUAGGGGCUGAGGCUAUAGUUCAGUGGUGGAACACUUGCCUAGCAUAUACAACACCCUGGGUUUGAUCCCAUCACUGCAAAGUAAAAUUCACAGUAUCGGGGCUGGAGGUUUAGCUCAGCGGCAUAAGCGCCUGCCUUGGAAGCAGGCAGUCGUGAGUUUGAUCCCCGGUACCGAUAAAAAGGAAAAAGACAAAAAAAAAAAAAAAUUCACAGUAUCAGUGCCUAUCACCUACCAUUGUAGGUCAAAACCAUCAAAGGUUGGGAAUCAUCUGUAUAUAUAAAUCUCUUUGAAGAAUGUCUGGCAAGUAGUAAGCACUCAGUAAAUAUUAACAUGGGUGACACAGCCCAGCUAUCAACUUGCCAUCAAUGACAUCUCAUUACUAUAUUUUCCCUAAAGUCAUGGCUAAUUCUGAGAAUUUACCCCUUUUCAUCACUUUGGUGUGAAUGUGUGCUGUGGAUUUAACCCAGGGCCUCACAUAUGUAUAGCACAUGCUCUGCCUCUGAGCUACAUUCACACACACCCCCUCACAGUUUUUAUCAUCUCUUCCAGAUCUUCUCUCAUGUUGAUCUCUUUUACCCAGAACAAAGCUGAACUGUUCUUUUUUGGGGGAGGGUGGGACAGUGUAUCCAGAGUCAAACUCAACUUUGUGCUUGCCAGGCAGGUGCUAAUACUAUUGAGCUGUUAUCCCUGGUUCAUCUGAACUGUUCUUAAAUCAUGUUUUUUGGUUCUGAAGUGCUCUCUGCAUAGUCACCACUGAGAUGUGGGUAUUGGAGUGAGUGACAGAAAUGGAUCGCCAGUCACUGGCCUUAAUAGGAGUGGCUAAAGUGAAUCACGUGACUAUAAAGCUUCCAGAAGCAGACUUUAAGAAAAAUAAGUACCCCGAAUUAGGACUCCUUAAACUGUUUUCUGAGCCUGUUUUUCAGUGGCUGGAUAUGAUUUAAGAGUCUGUUGCUAGCCGGGGAUUUAGCUCAGCGGCAUAAGCGCCUGCCUGGCAAGCAUGAGGUGAGGUUGUGAGUUCGAUCCCCAGUACCAAAAAAAAAAAAAAGAGGCUAUUGCUACUCUCUGACAUCCCUUACUCAGUUUGUAUUAUUUUUUUGUUGUUGUUGUUUCUGUUUUUUUUUUUUUUUUAACUGAAUUUAUCCUCUGAGCUAGCUCAGGACUCUCCUGUUCAGAAAUGGGGAUAUUAUACCACCUCUGUCACAUUAAGAAAGAGAAGUGGAAUGAAGAGGGAGAGAUUCUAGACUGUUUUAUGGCUGUGACUUUUCUCAGGUCGUGGGUCCAGAUUGGGAAGUUCGCUAACUUCUGAUGUGAGGACCUUCAUCAAAACCAAGGUGGAACCUGGCUCUACUUACAGCCUGAAGCCAUGGGCCAGGAGGCCAUGGUGACCUGAGGCCAGUGGACUCUAUCCAGUCCCCCACCCUGUUGCUCCUUCUACCUCCCCUGCCCUGUACUAAGAGGACUUGUCUCUACCUCUUCAGGGAACUUCUACCUUCCCAAGACUGUUUCAGGCUAUAGACCUCCUGAGGUGGUCCCCAUUCCUCCCUCAUUUCUCCUCACCAUGCUUCAGCUGUGGAAGGUGAUAUGCCCAGCUCGGCAGCAGGAACUGUACCGCCUCAUACUGCUGCUAAUUGUUUUCAGCUUGGGCUCAAUGGGCUUCCUUGCUUACUACGUGUCUACCAGCCCCAAGGCCAAGGAACCCCUGCCCCUCCCCCUAGACUGCAGCAACAGUGGGGCACCUGGCCCUGGCCCUCCGAGGCCUCCAGUCCCACCUCGGCCUCCCAGGCCUCCAGAAACAGCUCGAACUGAACCAGUGGUCCUUGUAUUUGUAGAGAGUGCAUACUCACAGCUGGGGCAGGAGAUCGUAGCCAUCUUGGAGUCUAGUCGUUUUCGUUAUAGCACUGAGCUAGCCCCUGGCCGAGGGGACAUGCCCACGUUGACUGAUCACACCCGUGGCCGCUAUGUCUUGGUCAUUUAUGAAAAUCUGCUCAAGUAUGUCAACCUGGAUGCCUGGAGUCGAGAGUUGCUAGACCGGUACUGUGUGGAGUAUGGGGUGGGCAUCAUUGGCUUUUUUCGAGCCCACGAGCACAGCCUACUGAGUGCCCAGCUCAAGGGCUUUCCCCUUUUUCUGCAUUCAAAUUUGGGGCUCCGGGACUACCAAGUAAAUCCGUCGGCCCCAUUACUGCAUCUGACACGCCCCAGCCGCCUGGAACCUGGGCCACUGCCUGGUGAUGACUGGACCAUCUUUCAGUCCAAUCACAGCACAUAUGAACCAGUGCUUCUGGCCAGCCCACGGCCAGCUGAGCCCCCUGUGCUGGGACCAGCCCCUCGUCGUGCCCGGCUUCCCACUGUGGUGCAGGACCUAGGGCUCCAUGAUGGCAUCCAGCGGGUGCUUUUUGGCCACGGCCUUUCUUUCUGGCUCCAUAAACUUGUCUUCGUUGAUGCUGUUGCAUACCUCACUGGCAAGCGCCUCUGCCUGGAUCUGGACCGCUACAUCUUGGUUGACAUUGAUGACAUCUUUGUGGGCAAAGAAGGUACCCGCAUGAAGGUGGCUGAUGUUGAGGCUCUGUUGGCCACCCAGAACAAACUCAGGACCUUAGUUCCCAACUUCACCUUCAACCUGGGCUUCUCGGGCAAGUUCUACCAUACUGGGACAGAGGAGGAGGAUGCAGGGGACGACAUGCUGCUGAAGCACCGCAAAGAAUUCUGGUGGUUCCCCCACAUGUGGAGCCACAUGCAGCCACACCUGUUCCACAAUCGCUCCGUGCUGGCUGACCAGAUGAGGCUCAACAAGCAGUUUGCUUUGGAACAUGGGAUUCCCACGGAUCUGGGGUAUGCUGUGGCCCCCCACCACUCUGGUGUGUAUCCCAUCCACACACAGCUCUAUGAGGCCUGGAAAUCUGUGUGGGGUAUCCAGGUGACCAGCACUGAGGAAUAUCCCCAUCUCCGCCCUGCCCGCUACCGCCGUGGCUUCAUUCACAAUGGCAUCAUGGUGCUGCCCCGGCAGACAUGUGGGCUCUUCACUCACACAAUCUUCUAUAAUGAGUAUCCCGGAGGCUCUCGUGAACUAGACCAGAGCAUCCGAGGUGGAGAGCUCUUUCUGACGGUGCUGCUUAAUCCGAUCAGCAUCUUUAUGACCCAUCUGUCCAAUUACGGAAAUGACCGGCUGGGCCUGUAUACCUUUGAGAGCCUUGUGCGCUUCCUCCAGUGUUGGACACGGCUGCGCCUACAGACCCUUCCUCCUGUUCCUCUUGCACGAAAAUACUUUGAACUUUUCCCUCAGGAGCGAAGCCCUCUUUGGCAGAAUCCCUGUGAUGACAAGAGGCACAAAGAUAUCUGGUCCAAGGAGAAAACCUGUGAUCGGCUCCCCAAGUUCCUCAUUGUGGGACCCCAGAAGACAGGGACCACAGCUAUUCACUUCUUCCUGAGCCUGCACCCAGCUGUGACCAGCAGCUUCCCUAGCCCCAGCACCUUUGAGGAGAUUCAGUUCUUCAGUGGCCCUAAUUACCACAAGGGUAUUGACUGGUACAUGGAUUUUUUUCCUGUUCCUUCCAAUGCCAGCACUGACUUCCUGUUUGAAAAAAGUGCCAACUACUUUGACUCAGAGGUUGUACCACGGCGGGGGGCUGCCCUCCUGCCACGAGCUAAGAUCAUCACUGUGCUCACCAACCCUACUGACAGGGCCUACUCCUGGUACCAGCACCAGCGAGCUCACGGAGACCCAGUUGCUCUGAAUUAUACCUUCUACCAGGUGAUUUCAGCCACCUCCAAGGCUCCCCUGGUACUUCGCUCCCUGCAGAACCGCUGUCUUGUCCCUGGCUACUAUUCUACUCAUCUGCAACGCUGGCUAACAUAUUACCCCUCUGGACAGUUGCUGAUUGUGGAUGGGCAAGAGCUGCGUACCAACCCAGCAGCUUCAAUGGAAAGCAUCCAGAAGUUCCUGGGUAUCACACCCUUUCUGAACUACACACGGACCCUCAGGUUUGAUGAAGAUAAGGGAUUUUGGUGCCAGGGACUUGAAGGUGGUAAGACUCGCUGCCUAGGCAAGAGCAAAGGCCGAAGGUACCCAGAUAUGGACACCAAGUCCCGCCUUUUCCUUACUGACUUUUUCCGGACCCAUAACUUGGAGCUGUCAAAGCUGCUGAGCCGGCUUGGACAACCAGUCCCCUCAUGGCUUCGGGAAGAACUGCAGCAUUCCAGUCCGGACUGAUGUCCCAGCCUUCCUUGCCAGCAAAAAGUCCUCUGCUUCCCAAAGGGGAAAGCCCAGAGCAGGUCUUACCGGGGGAAUGGAGUGGCCUAGCCUCACCCCCUUCUACCUCAGUGGCCCUCAGGCCUGGGAUGGCUGAGAAGGGAAGGACAUCCCUUUUCUAUAGCCCUAGGGCCUGAUAAAGGGGUUUCCUUGGUAGCCCUGUAUCAUGGUACUAGGUACCUUUGAUUCAUGAUCUUGGGAGGUAGAGAAGAACGCAAGGGUUCAGCCAGGAUGGAGAGGAAUAUAUUAGUCCAAAGGUUUCCCUCUUCAUCCCAAGCAGUGUAUCUAUGGCUAUGGGAGGGACCCCCUUGCUGUGGCCCCUUUAGUCAAGCAGUGGGAUCUACCUGUGGCCCGGCCUCCCUAACGUCAUUCAUAUUGAAUGGGGAUGAGGUCGGACAGUGGCUCAUAGAGCUUAAAUAUGAGCCCUAGCUAUGGGCCAAAAAUGUCCUUAAUAAACAUCCUUAUUUUUCUGUU
Molecule: messenger RNA, 5081 nt
Organism: Cavia porcellus (domestic guinea pig)
Lineage: Eukaryota; Metazoa; Chordata; Mammalia; Rodentia; Caviidae
Gene: Ndst2
Product: N-deacetylase and N-sulfotransferase 2
Exons: 14
Coding region: 1920-4568 (882 amino acids)
Cellular component (GO): Golgi apparatus
Molecular function (GO): heparan sulfate N-sulfotransferase activity; deacetylase activity
Source: RefSeq, a predicted model, not a curated record